This is a messenger RNA of Echinops telfairi (small Madagascar hedgehog), 390 nucleotides long. RefSeq names its product small integral membrane protein 41 (gene SMIM41). The record is from RefSeq and is a predicted model, not a curated record. The transcript is spliced from 2 exons. The coding region runs from base 1 to 390 and encodes 129 amino acids. Lineage: Eukaryota; Metazoa; Chordata; Mammalia; Afrosoricida; Tenrecidae.
AUGAACGGCUCACAGGCCGGCCCUGCCGCCUGGACUCCCUGGCUGAGCUCCUGCUGCAACCAGUCGGGGGCGUCGCCGGAGCCCCCCGAGGGCCCACGCGCCGUGCAGGCGGCGGUGUUGGCCGUGCUGUCGCUGCUCGUGCUCUGUGGGGUCGUGUUCCUGGGUGGCGCGCUCCUCCUCCGCGCCCAGGGCUUGGCCGCGCUCCUGGCCCGUGAGCGGCGGGCUUCUCACGAGGCUGAGCCGAGCCUUUGCCCUGCUUGCCAAGGGCAGAGGAGGGCCCUGUGCCCCUCUGAGAAGGGCUACAGCCUGGGUGCUCGUGCGGAGGGGCUGGUGAGGGGCAAGGGCAGGGUGCAGCUAAGCAGCUGUGAAGCCGACGAUGACGACGUGUGA